AUGCUAGUCUCCAAGGAGAAACUUGGAAGACAAAGGCAAGUCCUGGUUUUCUUUGUUUUACUCAGAUUGUCUAGGGCGGGUACUGAGUUGGGGCCUUAUUCGGUGGUUGAAGAAACCGAGAGAGGCUCCUUUGUGGCAAACCUAGGGGUGGACCUGGGGGUGCACCUGACAGAGCUGUCCACCCGAGGGGCUCGGAUUAUUUCCCAGGGACAAAAGGAGCACUUGCAGCUGAAUGUUCAGACUGGGGAUUUGCUCAUUAAUGAGAAACUAGACAGAGAGGAGUUAUGUGGCUCCACUGACCCAUGUGUAAUACAUUUCCAAGUGCUCCUGGAAAAGCCCUUAGAGAUAUUUCAGGCUGAACUGAGAGUAAGCGAUGUAAAUGACCAUUCCCCCGUCUUCACUGAAAGAGAAAUGACUCUAAAAAUACCGGAAAACAGUCCCCGGGAGCAUAUGUUCCCUCUGAAGAAUGCUCUGGACUUGGACGUUGGAAGCAACAAUGUUCAGAACUACAGCCUCAGCCCCAACUCCCAUUUCCAGGUUCUCACCAGCAAGCGCAGUGAUGGUAGGAAAUACCCUGAGCUGGUGUUGGAUAAAGAGCUGGACCGGGAGGAGGAGGCUGAAUUCAGAUUAACCCUCACGGCGCUGGAUGGCGGCUCUCCUCCCAGGUCUGGGACCGCCCAGGUCCGCGUUGAAGUAGUGGAUAUAAAUGACAACGCCCCUGAGUUUGAGCAGACUCUCUAUAAGGUGCAGGUUCCUGAGGACAGCCCCGUAGGCUCCCUGGUUGCCACGGUCUCUGCCAGCGAUUUAGACAGUGGAACCAAUGGGAAAAUAGCGUACACACUCUUUCAGCCUUCUGCAGAUGUUAGCAAAAUUUUAGAGGUUGAUCCCAUCACUGGAGAAAUUCGUCUAACAACCCAAGUAGAUUAUGAAACAAUUCUGUCUUAUGAAGUUGACAUCGAGGCCAAGGAUGGAGGGGGUCUUUCCGGGAAAUGCACUCUUCUCCUGCAGGUGAUGGAUGUGAACGAUAAUGCCCCCAAAGUGAUCCUAUCCGCACUCACCAGUCCCAUCCCAGAGAACUCGCCCCAGCUUGUAGUUGCUGUGUUCAGUGUUUUGGACCCUGACUCCGGGGACAAUGGAAAGACAGUUUCUACCAUCCAAGAUGACCUUCCCUUCCUUCUGAAACCUUCAGUCAAGAACUUUUACACGCUGGUAACAGAGAGAGAACUAGACAGAGAAACAAGAGCCGAGUACAAUAUCACCAUCACUUUCACAGAUCUGGGUACUCCUCGCUUGAAAACCGAUUUCGGCUUAACCGUGCUGGUCUCCGACGUGAAUGACAACGCGCCCACCUUCUCCCAAGCCUCCUACACCCUGUUCAUCCGCGAGAACAACAGCCCCGCCCUGCACAUGGGCACCAUCAGCGCCACAGACAGAGACUCAGGAGCCAACGCCCAGGUCACCUACUCGCUGCUGCCGCCCCACGACCCGCACCUGGCCCUGGCCUCCCUGGUGUCCAUCAACGCGGACAAUGGCCACCUGUUCGCGGUGAGGUCGCUGGACUACGAGGCCCUGCGAGCCUUCGAGUUCCGCGUGGGCGCCACUGACGCGGGCUUCCCCGCGCUGAGCAGCGAGGCGCUGGUGCGCGUGGUGGUCGUGGACGACAAUGACAACGCGCCCUUCGUGCUGUACCCCAUGCAGAACGGCUCUGCACCCUGCACCGAGCUGGUGUCCAGGGCGGCCGAGGUGGGCUACCUGGUCACCAAGGUGGUGGCGGUGGACAGCGACUCUGGCCAGAACGCCUGGCUGUCCUACCAGCUGCUCAAGGCCACGGAGCCCGGGCUGUUCAGCGUGUGGGCGCACAAUGGCGAGGUGCGCAUGGCCAGGGUGCUGAGUGAGCGCGAGGCACCCAAGCACAGGCUCCUGGUGCUGGUCAAGGACAAUGGGGAGCCGCCCCUGUCUGUCACCGUCACUCUGCACGUGCUCCUGGUGGAUGGCUUCUCUCAGCCCUACCUGCCUCUGCCUGAGGUGGCCCCUGAGGAGCCCCACGCUGACUCCCUCACUGUCUACUUGGUCAUCGCGCUGGCCUCGGUCUCCUCUCUCUUCCUCUUCUCUGUGGUCCUGUUCAUCACCCUGAGGCUGUGCAGGAGGAGCAGGGCCACUUCAGUAAAUCGCUUCUCAGUAAUAGAGGGCCAAUUUCCGGGCCACUUAGUGGACUUCAGUGGCACCGGGACCCUGUCCCAGAGCUACCAAUAUGAGGUGUGUCUGACAGGGGGUUCUGAGACCAAUGAGUUCAAAUUCCUGAAGCCAAUUAUUUCUGGCUUUCCUCUUCAGAACACUCCUGGUGAAAUCGAGGAAAACUCUGCUCUCCACAAUAACUUUGGGCUCAACUAUUGA
Messenger RNA from Elephantulus edwardii (Cape elephant shrew), 2394 nucleotides. It is a transcript of the gene PCDHB16, whose product is annotated as protocadherin beta 16. The record is from RefSeq and is a predicted model, not a curated record. NCBI's taxonomy places the organism in Eukaryota, Metazoa, Chordata, Mammalia, Macroscelidea, Macroscelididae. Bases 1 to 2394 code for a protein of 797 amino acids. Gene Ontology annotation, biological process: homophilic cell-cell adhesion. Gene Ontology annotation, molecular function: calcium ion binding. Gene Ontology annotation, cellular component: plasma membrane. The transcript has 2 exons.